AUGAGACGGGGUGUGUUAUCACAAGUUAUUGUUUUCACUAACUUGUUACUGCUGCAUGCAACUGGACAGCCACAGCAAGAAUCGGCAUUAAGGAAAUUUUAUAAUGAGUAUAAAGUAUAUAAGAAAAAGAUAGACAAUAUUUAUGACCAUUUUUGUAAAGAAGAAUGCAUGAAUGAAUGGGGAUACAUUGACUUUCAAAACAAAGUUGAUCCAUUGCUGAACACUAUGAAGAGACGGUAUAAAUCAACAGCUGAGAUCCAAAACACCGACUUUACAAAGGAUUUAUCUGUCGUUAAAGCACAUUUUGAAGAAGUAUUAAAAACAGGUGUUUUGUUCAAAGAAAUUCUCUCACAUGAUCCAAAAAGUGAUCCUUCCUUAGCAAACUUUAGCGAAGAUGCAAAAGAAAGAUUAAACAAUUGCAAUCUAAUUCUUGCUCUAGCUAAUCGUUUCUGCGAUGCAGAUAAUAUUGAUAAGUUCUUUACUCUUCUUCAUGAUGCUAUCAUUAGCGAUUUCAGAAGCCUAGGUGUUGUUAGUGGAGAAACGUUUAAUGACAUAAAAAAGAAU
This is a messenger RNA of Vittaforma corneae ATCC 50505, 564 nucleotides long. RefSeq lists its product as uncharacterized. The record is from RefSeq and is a predicted model, not a curated record. The transcript has a single exon. NCBI's taxonomy places the organism in Eukaryota, Fungi, Microsporidia, Nosematidae. The annotation marks the transcript as partial.